Molecule: messenger RNA, 6126 nt
Organism: Ostrea edulis (European flat oyster)
Lineage: Eukaryota; Metazoa; Mollusca; Bivalvia; Ostreida; Ostreidae
Product: putative ATP-dependent DNA helicase Q1
Exons: 1
Coding region: 299-1330 (343 amino acids)
Biological process (GO): telomere maintenance; double-strand break repair via homologous recombination
Cellular component (GO): nucleus; chromosome; nucleoplasm
Molecular function (GO): 3'-5' DNA helicase activity; four-way junction helicase activity
Source: RefSeq, a predicted model, not a curated record
UGUGGAAUUCAUGCAUUUACUUUGAUAAAUUUGUUACGUUGGUAAUGUUAUAAACAUAUAGAAUGAGGAUAUGUUAGGUAAUUUCAUACAACUAGCCGUUUUACUUUAUAUCUAUGUAGAUUUUGGAAUAGUGUUUUGUCAACUUUCCACAAUUCAUCUUGAUCAUUCAAUGCUUCCCUCUUUUAUUACAGGGGAGAUGAGUUUCGCACAGAUUAUGGGAGGUUAGCAGAGCUAAGGAGCAUUUUGCCAUCUGCUAACAUUGGCAGCAACAGCUUCACCAAGUUCCAGGUUGUCAAUAAUGAAAAAACUUUGCAUGGAGAAAGCAAAUGUCAUCGUUGGAAAUUGUGACAGGAAAAACAUACUUCUGAAUUGUGUUAAAGCACCUCGCGAAGGGAAAACUGCUUUUUCGUGGAUAAUUGAAUGCCUGAAGAUUCAAAAACAACAAUGCCCAAAGACUGUGAUUUAUUGUCGCAGUAUUAAGUCGUGUUCCGUGUUGUUCAAACUUUUCGAUGAUCUUCUGAAAGACAAUGCAUAUUGUGGUGUUAAAUGUGCUAAAAACAGACUAUUUGCUAUGUAUCACCAUUCAACGUCAAACAAGUGCAAGAAAAUAGUCAUGAGUGAAUUCCCAAAACCUGAGAGUAAGGUUAGGGUAGUUGUUUGUACAUCUGCUUUUGGCUUGGGAGUCAAUGUUCCUGAUAUAGAUAUAGUAAUAAACUGGGGAGCACCAAGGUCUAUUGAGGAGUUUAUGCAAGAAUUUGGGAGAGGUGGUCGAGAUGGUAGGGAAGCCAUGUCCAUUUUAUAUUACCAUGGAAUGGAAAUCAGCAAAACUGCAACAGAUGAUAAAAUGAGGUCAUAUGCAACUGCUGACACAUGUAGGAGAGCUCUAUUGGAAGAAUACUUCACACCAGUUGUUGCCAAAACUUUACCAGUACUUCUAAAACAUUUGUGCUGUGAUAUUUGUUUUCAUACAUGUGAUUGUUUAAAUUGUCCAACACUGCAUGAUGCCCUUCUUUCUGACUUGGAAGAUGAUGAUGCUUUGUGUUCCGUAGCCUCAAAAUGUGACUUAGUGAUUUGUCGCACUGUGGCUGAAUCCCAGCGCAUCCAAAUACAUGCACAACAUAAGGAGUAUAGAGAAACCUGUCUAGAGGAUAAUGUUCCAUCUUUACUGAAUGUUGGCAUUCUAACUGGACUGAGCAAUUCAUUAAUUGAUUCCAUUGUUAAUGAUGUUCACUAUAUAGGUAGUGUAGGCGAUUUAUUGUCAGAGUACAUAUUUGACAGACAUCUUGCAAGAUCAGUGAUAGAUAUUAUUGAUGAAAUACUUGAUGAUUGAUUUAUUUACCAUAGUUUCAUUUUCAACUGGCCCCAACAUUUAAUACACGAUGAUGAAAUAACUGGUGUACAUUUAUUCCAGGUUAAUAUGUAAAGGGUCCAAGUAGAUGUUGAUUCAAAGUGCUUUUGAAGGUCUUUGUCUCUGAUAAAUAUGUAUACAGUAAACAGAGAAGUAACAUUGAUGAUUUUCAUAACUUCUGGUAUUAUUCCUAAUUGUACACCUCAUUUUCAUACAAGUGACACAAAGCACUGUCUCAAUAAACAUUCUUAUCAAAAAAUGUAUGUGUAUUGUUUGAGAGGCUUACAUUCCACAGUUGUUUUUCUGAUGUAAAUCCUAAUGUAGAUAUGAGAUGAACGAACUGACAGACAAAUAUAUUGGGUUCGUACAUAGUUUGAUCUGGCCUGGAGGUUAUAAAACUUUUUGGAGCACAUUUUCAUACUCAAGCUCAAACUCCGUGCUCUAAGUCGUACUCAAAAGUGAAAAUUAUAAAAACAAAAAUUAUAAAAUCAUUCUCAUACUCAAAUGGAGUCAUGCUCAAAUUUGUUCAUGUAUGCAGGGAGUGUACUCAAAACUAACAUGGCUGAGUAUGAGUAUGGUACAAGUUUUAUAUUAUCUCCAGACCCGGACAUAAUUUUAGAACAAACAUCAGCAAGGCAUUUUUAAAAUAUGCAAACUUGAUAUACCCAUACAAAAGAAGAAAAUGUAUUAUGGAUAUACAGCCAUUCUUUUUCAUAAGAGCACAUUUUUACAGCAAAGUAAAAUUCUCAGAGUUAACAUGUUUAGAGCUAAUUUUACUCUAAAAUGAAAAAAUAAUUCUACACAAUUUUUCACUGGUGUUUAGCACAUUUAUCAAGUCAGUUAAAAUGCAUACUUUCCAUUUGAAUACUCCAGUUUCUUGUCAUUUAACCACUUAUGAAGGACUUGUGAAUCUACAUUGUGGAACAUGUCAAACUGUUCAUUGAAAGAGUCAUGUCGCCUACCACUAAUGACAGAAAAUACGUCCGCAUUUUUUAACUGGUUCACAACAGCUCUGAUAUCUUGUGUUUUAUCUCUUUGUGCAUGAGGAGUUCCUCCUGGAUGGACACCAAUUUCUCUUUCCAGCUUUUCAUUCACAUUAUGACAAAACAUCAUGGUUUUGCUUAUUCUGUCUACAACUUCCGGUGUUUGAUUUGGUCCUAGUAAUUUAACUCGGCCUUUUGCGUACUUGUUGAGCAACUCCAUCACGUAAUCUUCUUUUUUUCUUUCUCCAGUAGUGUUUUAAUAGAGUACAGAAGCACAAGAAGUAGUAACAAUGUAUGACAUGUUUUUUUAUUUAAUAAAUCUUUUCAAACACCACUGCUCCUAUUUUCCAAUCACCAUUGGCACAAAUCAUCCUCGGUUAAAGGGGAUUAAACGUUAUUAGAUGAAGGGCCCUGGGCUGCAUGUAUACUUGUAUAUAACUAUUUUUAGAGGUUAAAUAUAGAUAUGCAUGAUAUAGAUGUGAGUUAAAUAUAGAUGUAUGACGAAAAAUGGCGAAAGAGCAUUAUAUAGAUGUACCAUAUGGUGCAAUACCUAUGACCUGACUGUGAGAGUACAGAUAUAGAUGUAUGACGUAGUACAAAAUGGAGGAGAAAUCAUUUAUAGAUGUAGCGUAUUAUGUAUUACCCAUGAUCAAGGAAUGUAUAGAAUAUGGAGGCGGAUCUUUGAUUUAUGAAUAAAUGUAAGCCAGCGAGUGUGUGCAGGACAAGUGGUAAAUUUACAUAGAAAUACAACUAUUAUCUGAGCAGACGCAGUUCAGAAAAAAUUAACAUCUGAAUGCAGAGAAAAAUUUAAACAUGCGCAGAUCCGAAAUUCCAUCAAAAAGUUAACGUGCGCAGUUCAGAAAAAAAAAAUACACCAGCAUAAAUUAAUAAUAUUAUAUAAAUAAAUCUGAUAUUGGAAUUAUUAUUCCUAUUCUACACUGAGAAGAUCAUCCGCCAACAUCAUUCCCAUUCAGAAGAGAAAAUGGCAAUCAUUUCCCGCACCGCACCUGUCAAAGAUCAGAACGAUAUUCCACAACAUUUUGUAAUAAAUAUGUUUCGAGGCCUCUAGACGCAUCAGCUUACAAGGUUUGAUGAUUCUAAACCUCUCGGUAUCUGAAAUAACAACCUAAAAUGUAUUCAUAAAUGAUUACCCAUAAAAUUCAGAAAGUAAGUCACGGUGACAUAUUUUUCACAUGAUGCAGUUCAAGGUUCCAUCAACUGACAACUUUUUUGAUGAUCAUAGGCUCAAAAGUGUCCAAGAUAUGCAUCAAAAUCCAUUUAAUAAUAAUUACCUGCGAAAUUCAAAAAGUAGGUCACAUCAAGACCUACUUUUGAGACAACAUGAUAUGAUUGCAUCAACUGACAACGUUUGCUGUUAUCAGCAUCACCGAUAGGAAAGGAGGUACAUGUAUGUUUAGUGAAUCGAAUGAGUUAAUGUAUGAACUGUGUAGUUCCGGGGUAUCCUUAUGUAUAAGUUAAUGUGUGCCUGACAUGUGGAGUUUUAGCGGCAAUAUCUACCCAGAGUUAUCGUUCUUUACACUGACUUGCACCUCUGUGAACGUCUCAAAUGUUUUACAAGAUUUUUGUAAAAUGGCACGUAUGCUCAAAUAAAGUAUGGUUUUGACUUCAGUUACAAAAAUAUAAGUAAAUAAAUAAAUAUUGAGCAGAUGUCAAGUGUUUUUGUGACGCAAGAAGCAUUGAUUUGGGUUGAAACGUGGAUAUUGGAUAGUUCUAUAUUGCACCAGGCCUAUACAUAGGUACAUGAAGAAUAUAUAGUAAUGGAAAAAAAUCUACAAAUAGUUGUUUGUCCUACAUUUUCCCAAUAUUUUAUAACAUAGUUCUUAGUUUUCUUAGCCGUAUAAAAGUGAAUUUGCAUGUGGAAUAACAUUGCUUAUUUUGAGACGUUAACAGAGGUGUAAGUGAGAGCAAGGAACGACAACUCUGGGUAGAGAUUGUUUUAGCGGCAGAAAGAUAAAACGUAUGCUCAACUAGGAACUAAGGUCACCUGCUCAUUCACAACCAUCCAAUCUGUCACCACACAUCAGACAUAUGAUUAGCUCUUUGAGUCUUCGGCUCAGAAGAGCUAAAAAUAAUAUCGCAUAUGGUAGCUCGUCUUAUAUAUGCGAAUUUUAUACAAGGGUAUCAGUUUGCAAUUCCGAAAAUUUUACGGCUGAGCAAACCAACCUCGAAUGUUAGAAUUCCCGCCACUUUCGCUUUCAAACCUAUAUGUAGAUCGGUAAGACGUACCAAAAUUCGCUCUCUGAAAUCAACAUAUAUGCUGCUAAUGUGUUUGAUUUUGUCUAUUUAGACAUUUAUUUCAACGUUUCACUGCUAGUUGUGUACGGAUGGCUUAAUUAUAUUCAGAUUAGAACGGAUUGGGAAAUUCGUUAUACCCACGUGCCAUCCCUCGCUGCACAUUUAGUUCGUUCCCUACUACAAUAUCAGUAUAUCUAUUCCGAUAAUUUUGUAUUUCUUAUUUUAUUUAUUUUUUUCUUUUCUAUAUUGUUACUGGUUAUCAUGCCCAAGACAAAACCCAAGCAAUCCAGCCAGAUAGCUAAAACUCUGCCCCAGCCGGAACCUCAUGUCACACGUGGUCACCACAGGCGGCAAGAUCAAUCCGCGGUGACCACAUCUGAGCUACGGAACAUGCAGUCCGCUCCACAGACUUCAGCAUCGGGCAACGACACUCGACAUCGCGGACAGCAGGACCAACGCACGGAGUCCACGACAGCAAGUCAAGGCUCCCAGGCAUCCUCACAGACCCCACAGGUGGACAACUCGGACUCGGCAAUCACGGAACAGAAUCCGGGUAUGGUUUAUUUGUUCCCCCGGUUGUACAUCCUCCACAUUUAACUAGUCAAUUUCACACAAUUGAUACUGGGACAAGUGCCUGUCCAUCUAGCUUACCUAGGCCUAUAGCACCUGAUGUUAGCAAUGUGCAAAAUGCCCAACUUCUCUCUCCCCCUUGCAAGAUUCUAUUGAUUUUCCAUUGGGUACCAUGUAGAACAUUCUACUAAGCAAAAAUUAUUGCUGGGGAAUUUGUCAACUUAGCGGUGCUGCUCGUUAGGUAUCCAGACAAUACCCAGUCAGCUGCCACUCUAACCACUGACUCGAAGGGUAAUCUCGUUACGCAGCCAAAAUAUCGAGAGAUUGACUAAUGCAUUCCUUAUUUAUUCUAACAUCUACACGGCAGCACACCCACAUAGAACACAACAGUUGUUUAAAUACGUGCACGAUAUUCGCUUAGGUUUUAUGAAAUCCAUGGGGUGGGCUACCUACGACGAGCAGUUUCGUCUGAGAAUGGCACACAGCCCUUCUCGAGACUGGGGAACAGUAGAGUGUGAACAUUUUCGUCAAACUGAACUUAUUUCUUUAAUGUUUGUGUUUCAUUCAUCUCUUUUGUAAAUAUCAAAUGUUCAUUUGAGCAUAACUUUACGCUUCCACAGAUAUUCUCCAGUCCCCCAACUGUCAACGAUAUCGUAAUCGUGUCGGGUCUUCUCCUUAAAAUCCUUUAUACACGCUUUCUUACUGUCAAACCAAUGACUCUCCAAUUAAAUCAACUUUUCUCUAUUUAUUUCAGGUUUUCUUAUGCACUCCAUGCUAAUAUUUCCACUUGUACUGUAUUCCUUGACGUUCCAUUAUGAAAUGAUCCAUAUUCAACUAGGGACAUUUAUAAAUGAAAAAUGUUUAGCAGUGUCUUGUGUGCAAAGAUCUAUUAAAAACUGUAUCUAAUUUCUUAUGCAUGCUCAUUCGCAUUGCAUCAUACGCCACAUCCAUAAAUGAUUUCCCUGCAAU